Molecule: messenger RNA, 2202 nt
Organism: Hyposmocoma kahamanoa
Lineage: Eukaryota; Metazoa; Arthropoda; Insecta; Lepidoptera; Cosmopterigidae
Gene: Non1
Product: nucleolar GTP-binding protein 1
Exons: 16
Coding region: 104-2056 (650 amino acids)
Biological process (GO): ribosomal large subunit biogenesis
Cellular component (GO): nucleolus
Molecular function (GO): GTP binding; GTPase activity; RNA binding
Source: RefSeq, a predicted model, not a curated record
UGAACGUUCAGUUUCUGACAUUUCUUUCUUUUAAACACGUGUGUGUAGAGAUGCGUUUCGCAUCGUGUUAUUUUAUUAUUUACUAGUGAAUAAAUAAUUCAAAAUGAGUUUAUACAACUUUAAAAAGAUAGCUGUGGUCCCCACAUCUAAGGACUUUAUCGAUAUAAUUUUGUCAAAAACACAAAGAAAGACACCAACAGUGGUCCACAAGCAUUAUAAAAUAUCACGAAUACGUGGAUUUUAUAUUAGAAAGGUCAAAUAUACACAACAGAACUUCCACGACAGAUUAUCGAGGAUUAUUCAGGAAUUUCCAAAAUUAGAUGAUGUUCAUCCAUUUUAUGCUGAUCUGAUGAAUGUGCUGUAUGACAAAGACCACUACAAGCUUGGUCUGGGCCAGCUUAACACUGCACGCCAUCUUAUUGACACUGUAGCAAAAGACUAUGUCCGUCUAUUGAAAUAUGGAGACUCUCUGUAUCGCUGCAAGCAGCUGAAGCGUGCAGCUCUCGGCCGGAUGGCUACUAUCAUGAAAAGGCAGGCCGCUAACUUACAGUAUUUGGAACAGGUGCGUCAACACUUGUCACGUCUGCCUUCCAUCGACCCGUACACGCGCACCAUCAUCAUCUGCGGGUUCCCCAACGUCGGCAAGUCCAGUUUUAUCAACAAGAUCACUCGGGCCGAUGUGGAAGUGCAGCCAUACGCGUUCACCACUAAGAGUUUGUACGUUGGCCAUACAGACUACAAGUACUUGAGGUGGCAGGUUAUCGACACUCCCGGGAUCUUGGACCACCCCCUGGAGGAGCGCAACGUGAUCGAGAUGCAAGCCGUGACUGCGCUGGCGCAUCUGCGCGCCGCUGUGCUCUACUUCAUCGACCCUUCGGAGCAGUGCGGCCACAGCAUCGAGGAGCAGAUCUCCCUAUUCGAGAGUAUAAAACCUCUGUUCACGAAUAAACCACUCAUCGUCGUUCUGAACAAAAUGGACGUGGUCAAACCCGAGGAUCUGCACCCGGCGAAAAGGGCGCUCAUCGAGCAGCUGGAAGAGAGCUGCGCCAAAGAAAACCUGGUCAACGCGGACUCGAACUCUGAGCUGACGACGGUGCCAGUGCUGCGCACGUCCACCAUCACCGGUGAGGGCGUGCAGGAGGUGAAGAUCGAGGCCUGCGAGAGGUUGCUGGGCCAUCGCGUCACGGAGAAGAUGAGGACUAAGAAGGUGGACGGCGUCCUGAACCGCCUGCACGUGGCCCUGCCCGCGCCGCGCGACUCCAAGCCGCGCCCCGCCGUCAUCCCGCCGCAGGUUGCCCUGAAGAAGCAGCAGGCGGCGGACAAGGCCUCACGCAAACGGAAGCUUGAAAGGGAGAUUGAGUUAGAAGAAGGAGAUGACUAUGUACUAGACUUGAAGAAGAACUACACGGAGAUCUCGGAGGAAGAACGCCAAGACCCGAUUCCUGAAUUCUGGGAGGGACACAACAUCGCCGAUUACAUCGAUCCGGAUAUCUUUGAUAAACUGGCAGAACUGGAGAAGGAAGAGGAGCUUCGCGAGGCAGGCGGCAUGUACGCCGUGCCCAAGAUUGAGCUGGACGAGACCAUGAAGGAGAUCAGGCAGCUCGCACAGCAGAUACGCAAUAAGAAGGCAAUCCUCAAGGACGAGUCCCGACUGGUGAAGCAGUCGACGAAGCCGGUGAUGCCGCGUACCAGCCGUGCCAAGGAGCGCACCAGGUCCACGGGGAAGCUCCGACAAGAGAUGGAGAAACUCGGCGUGGACAUGUCCGGGUCGCAGGCCGCCAACUUCACGAAGACGCGGUCGCGCUCGCGCUCGGCGUCGGCGCCGGCCGCCAAGCGCAUGCGCGCGGCCUCGCGCACGCGCACGCCGGCCCGCGACGCGCAGGGCGUCAAGGACGUGGCGAUGCGGAAGAAAGCAAAGAAUUUGGCGCACGUGGCGAUCGCGAAGAAGACAAAGAAGAUGGGCCUCAAGGGAGAGGCCGACAGGUUCAUCGGCACCAAAAUGCCGAAGCAUCUAUUCGCCGGCAAGCGCGGCGUCGGCAAGACGGACAGGAGAUAACCUAUCUGUUCCUACAAAAGUUGGACUUACAUCUAUUGUUAUUUAUCAUUAUUUUUAUGUUUGAUCCCUUGUCGUUCUAUCGGACAAUCCUUGUGACGCGAUGCGAAUUAAUUAAUUCAUUUGUAUUUGGCGCCAUCAAUAAGUGU